This is a messenger RNA of Amaranthus tricolor (Joseph's coat), 960 nucleotides long. RefSeq lists its product as uncharacterized. The transcript is spliced from 4 exons. The coding region runs from base 137 to 745 and encodes 202 amino acids. Lineage: Eukaryota; Viridiplantae; Streptophyta; Magnoliopsida; Caryophyllales; Amaranthaceae. The record is from RefSeq and is a predicted model, not a curated record.
UUAGGUUAUAAAUUAAGUAUAAAUAGUCUUGUAAACUCAUUACGUGAUAAAAAAAAGUGAUUGCGAAACUCAACUGAUUUUGGGGAAGACUUUGAUCCAAAAACAGGUUAAAAUUGGAUAAUUUUUAAUUGUAAAGAUGGCGUUAAGCAUAAAACAAAUGGCUUUACUUACUUCCUUCUUUGGGAUUUGCUCUUUUAUAUGUGGUGUUAUUGCUGAAAACAAAAAGCCUGCUACAGGGACACCAAUUCCCGGGAAAGGAGUAGUAAUUUGCAAGUAUCCCUCUGAUCCAACUGUGGUUCUCGGAUAUAUUUCUUUUGGUGCUCUUCUUAUAUGUACUACUUCUGGGUAUAUGUCUGUAUUUUACCCCUAUAACAAGAAAGCAAUUCCAUUUGGCGCUCUCUUCCGUAGCAAAGCAUUGCUCGUCUUCUUCAAUAUUGCAUGGAUAACUGCUGGUCUAGCUGCUGCAUUGCUCAUAUGGCCAACAAUCACAGAGCAAUUCCAUUUAAGUCAAACAGUACAUCGCAACCUAAACUACUCUUGCCCAACUGCUAAGACCGGAGUCCUUGGAGGUGGUGCCUUUGUAUCCCUCGACUCAUGCCUCUUUUGGUUGAUUUGCCUCAUGUUAACCAACAAUGUUCGAGAAGAUUACUUCGAAGAGGUCGAAGGACCCCGGAAAGGAGAAAUCAUAAAUGAUGAUGAGAACACUCUUGUUUCAGAGGCCUUGAAGCAUGCUAGCAUUGCGUAAGCCAUGACUUAUGUUUAUCUGAAUGAAUGACACUCUUUCGGGGGUAUGAGAGAAUGUGAAUUUGCAAGAUCAUGCCAGAAUUAUUGAACUAUCUUCUACUACCUAUAUAGUAGUAUCUUUUAGAUGCAACAAUUUUUUCUGAUUGCUUUUGACAAUUUCAUUGAUACUCUGUAUGCCUCAUUGAACUUAAAUGGAGUAAUAUCUUCAUUAGUAAA